This is a messenger RNA of Actinia tenebrosa (Australian red waratah sea anemone), 3706 nucleotides long. RefSeq names its product short transient receptor potential channel 5. Lineage: Eukaryota; Metazoa; Cnidaria; Anthozoa; Actiniaria; Actiniidae. Gene Ontology annotation, cellular component: cation channel complex; plasma membrane. Gene Ontology annotation, molecular function: store-operated calcium channel activity; inositol 1,4,5 trisphosphate binding; protein binding. The record is from RefSeq and is a predicted model, not a curated record. Gene Ontology annotation, biological process: regulation of cytosolic calcium ion concentration; calcium ion transmembrane transport.
AUGGGUUGCGUAAAGAUAACAUGACGGAACUUGAAAACGACGAAGAAAGGCCGGUAACUGGAUGUGUUUCGUUAAGAUGUUGUAACCCAGUCAAGUUUAUUUUUGAUAAGUUUGAGUCGUUCGUCAGGAAGAAAGAAGAUGACAAGGAAGAGAAGCGUGUUCACCUUAGGUUCGAGUCAUUUCGUGCAAGUACAAACCCAUUUUACAUCAGCUACAAGUUUAUUUACGGAAAAAAAUGACAACACCAUCAGCAACCCUCUUUACUAUCUGCUGGACAUGCAACAGAAGCUGCACAGACAAGCAUGGAUUGACGAUGAGUUCAAGGACGAUUACGAAUCAUUGUCAGACCAAUGCGAAAACUUCAUGGAGGAACUGAUGAAUCAGUGUUGCAGCAUCAGCGAGAAAAAGAUGCUUACUAACGUUCUUCCUGACAUCAAAAAAGAAAGGAUUGAAAAAUUCAUCGUUAUCCAUUCCAAAAGACAUGAAGUGAGGGAUCUAAGUUUUCUCAAUCUGGCUCUUAAAACUAAAUGUGAUAAGUUAAUAGCUCAUCCUUUCAACCAGCUCCAGCUAAACUCAGUGGUUUAUCCCAACAUAGCCACUUGGAGAAAAAGAAGCGUCUUUAGUGUUUUCAUGUUCACACUUCGGCACUUCCUUCUCCUACCAUUGCUAGCCAUUGUUAAUAUAUGUUCUCCUUGUGAGAAUGGAAUAACACGAUAUAUGGACAAUCCAAUGAUCAAGUUCAUGAGUCAUUUCUGGUCCAUGUUAUCAUUUGUUGUUUUGCUCGUUGUUUCUUGCUUCCAAGACAAAUUUGAUGAUGAGUUGGUGAAGUUAAGUAUCCCAGAGUGGAUGAUACUGCUAUGGGUUGCUGGUUUUGCUGCUCAAGCCUUGGUAGAAUUAUCCACACAGGGGUUCUAUCGCUAUUUUGCCCAGUGGUGGAACUGGGUCAUGAUAGCGAUGAUUAUUGUCUUCUCGACUUCAUACAGCCUGAGGCUUAUCGCAUAUGGAAAUAAUUUAAACUGGGAUGUCUUGUACCAUAUCACAUAUUUCAGUCCUAGCAUAUGGUAUAAACUCGUCCUUGUGGCUAACAGUCUGUUCUCAAUAGCAAUGGUCCUAAGCUUCGUUCGAUUAUCAGUGGUGUUCCAGGUGAACGAUGUGAUUGGCCCUUGGCAACUUUCACUUUACCACCUUAUACUCGACGUCAUAAAGUUCAUGCUAUUUUUUUCGAUCUUUUUUGUUGCCUUUGAUUUAAGUUUAAGGAAACUCUACUCGCAUUACGUCAUCACACAAAGGUAUAUAGCAAAAACUUCUCAUAACGGGACAAACACAGAAACAGGCCAUACAUUUUCAAGUGUUGGUUCUGGUGCUUACGAUCUGUUCUGGUCCAUAUUUGGUUACACUGACCCGCAGAUAUUUCAAACGAAGGAUCCCAAUUUUACCAUCACCAGAGAAACAGGAGUAUUCCUGUUUGGGUUGUUCCAGGUACUCGCUGUCAUCGUAGCUGUAAACAUGCUUAUAGCGAUGAUGACCAAAUCAUUCGAAAAUAUCACGAGUAACGCGACAAAAAAAUGGAAGGUCUCCCGAACUCGCAUCUGGAUGUUCUGGGUUGAGGAGGGCAGCAGUCUCCCGCCGCCUUUUAACCUUCUAAUCGUAUUAAGGAACGUGUUCAAGAAAAUGAAGGAAACAAUAUGCCAGUCAUCACCCACGAAUGUAAAUAUUGAUUAUGAAAUGGCCAGGCAAACCACAAGUAAUGGUAACCAUCAGGGACGGGAUAAAGCUAAGACUGAAAUCGAAAGAGAGAAAAUUCGAGUUAUGCUACGACGUUACAUAGAAAACGAAAGGAAAAUAAUGGGCCUGCCAAAAUCUACUCUUGAACAGGAAAUUGAUAUUGAAACUGCGGAAACUGGGAUCGAGACUAACUAUUCUCGACCACUGAACCAACAUGAUAACAUAAUGCCCAUCAGCAAGUCAGAGACAUCCCGUCAUGGGAAAGAAAUGAUGAACUUAUCUUUUACAGAAAACUAAAAACAUCCACCAAAAAAGGCAUGCAUUUUACCAUUAACAUUAUGAUGUAAUGCACACGCACUGAUAAUAAACAUUGACAUUAUGAUGUAAUGCGCACGCACUGAUAAUAAACAUUGACAUUAUGAUCUAAUGCGCACGCACCGAUAAUAAACAUUCGCAAUGUGAUGUAAUGCGCACGCAGUGAUAGUAAACGUUAGGAUUGUGAUGUAAUGCGCACGCACUGAUAAUAAACAUUGCCUUUAUGAUGUAAUGCGCAUGCAGUGAUAAUAAACAUUCGCAUUGUGAUGUAAUGCGCACGCACUGAUGAUAAACAUUAGGAUUGUGAUGUAAUGCGCACACAGUGAUAGUAAACGUUAGGAUUGUGAUGUAAUGCGCACGCACUGAGAAUAAACAUUAGGAUUGUGAUGUAAUGCGCACGCAGUGAUAAUAAACAUUAGAAUUGUGAUGUAAUGCACACCCAGUGAUAAUAAAUAUUAGGAUUGUGAUGUAAUGCACACACAGUGAUAAUAAAUAUUAGGAUUGUGAUGUAAUGCGCACGCAGUGAUAAUAAACAUUAGGAUGGUGAGGUAAUACGCACGCAGUGAUAAUAAACAUUAGCAUUGUGAUGUAAUGCGCACGCAGUGAUAAUAAACAUUAGAAUUGUGAUGUAAUACGCACGCAGUGAUAAUAACCAUUAGCAUUGUGAUGUAAUGCGCACGCAGUGAUAAUAAACAUUAGAAUUGUGAUGUAAUGCGCACGCACUGAUAGUAAACAUUAGAAUUGUGAUGUGAUGCGCACGCAGUGAUAGUAAACGUUAGGAUUGUGAUGCAACGCGUACGCAGUGAUAGUAAACGUUAGGAUUGUGAUGUGAUGCGCACGCAGUGAUAAUAAACGUUAGGAUUGUGAUGUAAUGCGCACGCACUGAUAAUAAACAUUAGAAUUGUGAUGUAAUGCGCACGCACUGAUAGUAAACGUUAGGAUUGUGAUGUAAUGCACACGCACUGAUAAUAAACAUUAGGAUUGUGAUGUAAUGCGCACGCACUGAGAAUAAACAUUAGGAUUGUGAUGUAAUGCGCACGCACUGAUAAUAAACAUUAGAAUUGUGAUGUAAUGCGCACGCAGUGAUAGUAAACGUUAGGAUUGUGAUGUAAUGCACACGCACUGAUAAUAAACAUUAGGAUUGUGAUGUAAUACGCACGCACUGAUAGUAAACGUUAGGAUUGUGAGGUAAUACGCACGCAGUGAUAAUAAACAUUAGCAUUGUGAUGUAAUGCGCACGCAGUGAUAAUAAACAUUAGAAUUGUGAUGUAAUGCGCACGCACUGAUAGUAAACAUUAGAAUUGUGAUGUGAUGCGCACGCACUGAUAGUAAACGUUAGGAUUGUGAUGCAACGCGCAACCAAUGAUAAUAAACAUUAGCAUUGUGAUGUAAUGCGCACGCAGUGAUAGUGAACGUUAGGAUUGUGAUGUUAUGCGCACGCACUGAUAAUAAACAUUAGAAUUGUGAUGUAAUGCGCACGCAGUGAUAGUAAACGUUAGGAUUGUGAUGUAAUGCGCACGCACUGAUAACAAAUAUUAGAAUUGUGAUGUAAUGCGCACGCAGUGAUAGUAAACAUUAGGAUUGUGAUGUAAUGCACACGCACUGAUAAUAAACAUUAGGAUUGUGAUGUAAGGCAUACCACUGAUAAUAAACAUUUGCAUUGUGA